Durusdinium trenchii is the source of this 2748-nucleotide messenger RNA. The record is from the annotation of a GenBank genome assembly. Lineage: Eukaryota; Dinophyceae; Suessiales; Symbiodiniaceae.
AUGGAGCAGCGACUCGCUUGCUUGCUAGAUGCCGUGACCAGUGCAGACCCGGCAGCAGUUGUGCCCGAUGCCGUGGCUGGACGCGUGGUUGAGUGUCUUAGUGCAGAGAUCGGGCAUUGCCUCCCUGUCUUUGGCGGUGAAACCUGUUUCCGAGAAUUGUUGCCACUCCAAAAGUCCUGCCCACGGUGUGAUUCGCACCUCGCAAAGAUUGCAUCUGCCAAGGCAGUAGCGACCAUAGUGCACACAGGUGGUUUGGUCAGGAAGGACCACAUACCGUGUCGCUGUCGCAACAAGAACUGUGAUAUGUAUGGCAGCUUGAUUUGGCAUAACUACUUCGUAGACGCUGGAAGACAUUUCUUUCUGGGACAUCCACAAGACUUGAAAUGCUUCAUGGUUUCAUCAUCUUUUGGCUUUUCGAUCGAAUGGCUGGAAGAUUUUCACAGCCGUGUUGUCCGCCAACACGCUAGCUUCAUCAGUGAGAGUGACGUCAUUCAACAAAGAGCAGUCAGACACGGUCAGACUGCUUGGCUGCCAGUGGCCCGGCUCAGAAAAAUGAUCAGCGAGGCUUGGUUCAAGUGGCGGUUGCUUGUGCGAGGGUACGCCUACAAUAUCCCGGGUGUGGCGCAGAACCCCAUUGACAUACAUCAGGGAGUUGAAGAUUUGCUGAAACCUGUUCUUCCUGCUUUACAAAAAGCAUUUUCAGAUGCUGCCGUGGCUUCAGCACGCUCAGCAAACAUGCGGCGAGAUGCCAUUGUCAUGGACGGGAACGCAAAGAACCGGCGGGCUGUAUGCGCAGCGUUGCUGUGCGGGAGAAAGCAGUCUCUUUCUCUCAACAAAACACUCCGGCACAAUUGCCCAGCUACCCCUGCGCUUGGGCAUCUCUUUUGCGCCAAGCACAAUACAGAUGAUGUGGCUGCUGCACCUCAGGACCUGGAAGAAAGCUAUUUUGUUUGCCUCUUGGCCCUUGCUGCGUCCGUUGUGGCAAUGAGCCGGGAUGUUGAAUAUUUGCCGGCAAUGAAGAAGAUUUGGGAUGCUGUGCGGAAGAUGUGGCAACCAGCUGACAUCCUCACGGCUAAAGGCCACCAGAUGUGUCAAACAUGGGCCGUCCGCGCAUCGCACCCUGAGUACCCAUAUGCACUGCACUUGUUAUCGAUGAUGGCACCUUUGACGAACGGAGCUGCUGUGCAGAUUUUUCCCACGGCAAGCAGUCCUUUGGUUGCCUUUGGAAUCAACGUGAACUAUUCACAAACACGAAAGAGCUCAUGCACCAGCCAUGCUGACAGCAUCACCAGGGUGUUGGAUUCCCAUGUCCGGCAAAAGACUCAAACCUUCUUGAACCAGAUGUCAGUGGAACAAGAUUUCACGCAUGAUGAAAGCACUGCUGCUGGUCAGAGGCCCAAACCGGUUGCGGCUGUGGUGCUAUCAUCCGCCAUCGCAAGCGCAACCCCUGAGGAGUGGUUUCAUAGAUGCGCAAGUGACUUUGACCAGGUCAAGAAUGGAAGCAAGUUGCCAGGGACACCCAGACAUGUUUGGGUACCUUUGCCGGCGGAAGUGGCCGAAAUGCUCGGCAUCGCCAAAGAGGCUACUUCUCCAGCAGCUGCCCAAGCUGAAUGGAAGGAAACCUUUCCUGGCGAGAUGCCGCCAGAGCUCCCUGCCACGCAAGACUUUGCAGCCGACUACUUGCCAUCUUCCGCGGGCUAUCCUGUCCGCCUGCUUGACGGCAACAUGAGCCGCCUGCGAUUCCGCAGGGAUCCCAGGGUGCCGUCUGGCUUCACCGCUGAAUGGCGUGUGGCCAACAGAGCUUUUCCUGUGCCUCCUGAAUUCCAACUUGAAGCGGCAGUCCUGCGGGUCACGGAAUAUUUUUCCGUGCCACAUAUGAAACUUGAUCUCACUCCCGAAGCCCAGCAAAUGCACAUGUCCUACCAGGGUGGAUUGAAUGUGCAGUCCCACAUGGCCCGGGAACGUGCAGAUCCUGUUGGUGGAGCCCGCCUCGGCGCUGCGCCGUGGCACAUCGGCGUUUUGGCCGGGCUGCUGCUGGUCUACGAAAUCUUCUCAGGAGUCUACAGCGCCGACCGCUUGCAGCAGAAAGAUUUGCAGGUGCAUACAAUCAAGGACAUUGCCUUGGGCGAAGAAGCUGCCAGUCCCAACCCCCAGCCGCAGCCAGCAGAAGUGCAACCUGACUUCGAUGCCUUGGUUGGGGCAGAUCCACUUCCCUUUCCCGGCGGAGAUUUUGCAGACUCCAUAGUCGACGAUGCGGCUGCAAGUCACAGCCCCGAACUUCCGCCCGAGACUGAGCCGCUCCGGGUUGCCGACGUUCGCUCCAUCGAGUUUGGGUAUGGCCCUGAUGGCGCUUCAGUGCAGAGUGCUUUUCACGCGAAGCAUUUGACUGAUCGCUUCAUCAUGAAGGCUACGCUUCUACAUGGGCAUCCCAAGGUAACUUCGAAAACUAUUUGCGACAAGUUGCGCUCCUCCAGAGAAUCCGGUCGAAAGGCCUUACCGCGAGAGAACUGGGUGGCCGUGAUGGAAGCUUGCGCUGGUUCUCCCAUCCUUGACUUCCAAGACGACACCCUCCAACUUCGUGCUAUACCGCAAGAUGCACCAGGGCGGACAUUCUACCACAAUGAGCUGAUGAAGUUGUGCGGAGUCACCAUGAGAGAGCUCAUGACAGCCAUGAACCGAGCCGCAGCCGCAAAGGCGAAAUCGGCAGCUCCUCCCAAGCGGAAGCGACAAGACGGACACGAAGAUUAG